This is a messenger RNA of Melitaea cinxia (Glanville fritillary), 747 nucleotides long. RefSeq lists its product as uncharacterized. Gene Ontology annotation, molecular function: growth factor activity. Bases 1 to 747 code for a protein of 248 amino acids. The record is from RefSeq and is a predicted model, not a curated record. The transcript has 5 exons. NCBI's taxonomy places the organism in Eukaryota, Metazoa, Arthropoda, Insecta, Lepidoptera, Nymphalidae.
AUGCUUUAUAUUGCACCUUGUAUCGACUGCGCGCUGACUGGUCGCUACGUCACGUGGCUUCCCGGCGCGCGACUGCAGUGCUGGAUGAUACUAACUGUAUACACGUUACCACAGCUUGCCGUCUCUGCGAAGAUAUUGUGCCUCCUGAUGGUGGUGAUCUGCGGUGCGGUGCCGUCGAUGGUUCGGUCGGUUCGCCUCUACAGCCAAUGCUCUCACAUGUACGUCAACGUGUUCCCAAACGGCACUGUUAUGGCCCGCUCCGGUGGAAACGACCAGCCGAAUCUCACUAUCAGCACACGCGGUUUAAGCUUAGACCUGCUCAUUCACUCUCCCGUUCAGGAUAUGUACCUGUGUUUCAACCGCUCUCGGCUUGUCGGCAGGCGGCUGACACGGUUUCAAGCAGAGAGACAACCGAAUUGUCUGUUCAAAGAAGAAUUUGUGGACGGCUGGAACAGAUAUCACUUAGUGAAGAACGAAGAUCGAUACAUAGGGUUCAACAGGCGGGGGCUCCAAGUGAAGCGCGGGAAGAGUCACGUACCAGAGCAUCUGCACAAGUGCUUUUCCUUCAUGAAGAAGGCGCACGACUUCGAUAUAAACAGGCACAAUACUAUGAUUGCGGGCGAACUGCCGAAAUUUCGCCCACAGCGUAGACUUCGGCCGCCAUCGCAAAACUCCAUAAAGCCACCCUGUCACGUCCGCCAUCAUCACAACAGGCAUCAGAGGCGAAGGAACUGUGAGGGCACGUAG